Molecule: messenger RNA, 1576 nt
Organism: Brassica napus (rape)
Lineage: Eukaryota; Viridiplantae; Streptophyta; Magnoliopsida; Brassicales; Brassicaceae
Product: dof zinc finger protein DOF5.7-like
Exons: 1
Coding region: 292-1329 (345 amino acids)
Biological process (GO): regulation of DNA-templated transcription
Molecular function (GO): DNA-binding transcription factor activity; DNA binding
Source: RefSeq, a predicted model, not a curated record
GCAUUUAAUAUCUUAAAAUGAAUGAUAAAACUCUGGAUAUUAAAGUUUCAUUUUGAUAAACACACUCUUUUAAUAUUAAUAAAUACAAAGACAAUUUUUUUUGCUACAAAAGCAAAAACAUUCAAAUAAUUAACUCGACAAGAAAAGAAAAUUAAAGUGAUUUAAGUCUCAUAAACAAAAUAACUAUUUACGUCUCCAACUUUUUGAAGACAAAGCCACUUUUUGUUUACUCAAUAUCUAUAAAUAAUUAAGCCAAACAAACGUUUCUAAAACAUACACAAGCUCACAUACAUGCAGAAUCAUUUUAUAUAUAAAUUCACACCAGACGAAACCCUUUUUACCAACUGUUCCUCAAUCUCUCUCGCUCUCAUCAUACUUUUCUUGUUCCUUUAUUUCUCUCGUCCCAUCAUUAUCAUGUCCUCCCAUACCAAUCUCCACUCUCCUAAACCGGAUCACCGUAUCACCGGUGCGUCCCAUACCAAAAAACCACCGUCUUCCACCGCUUCUCAAGACCAACAAACCCUAAAAUGCCCUCGUUGCAACUCCUCAAACACAAAGUUUUGUUACUACAACAACUACAGCCUCUCUCAGCCUCGUCACUUCUGCAAAUCUUGCCGCCGUUACUGGACACGUGGCGGUUCCUUAAGAAACGUCCCCAUCGGUGGCGGUUGUCGGAAAACCAAAAAAUCAAUAAAACCUAACAUUAUAGCUCCUUCUUCUUCUUCAUCUCAGAGAUUUUUCUCUUCAACCAUGGAAGAAGCAUCUAAAUUCUUCACUCCUCCAACAGCAAUGGAUUUUCAGCUCGCUGGAUUAUCUCUCAACAAAAUAAACGAUCUUCAACUUAUGAAUAAUCAAGAAGUUCUUGGCCUUAGGACGACCAUGGAGCAGGUCGAAACAACACCUGUUGAUGUCGGAUCAGGUUUAACCCUAAUGGGUUUUGGAGAUUACAGCAGCAACAACAACAACCAUUCACCGGCGACUUUCACAACCGAUGGAAACUUAGCUACGUCGAUAGAAACUUUGAGUUGUUUAAACCAAGAUUUACACUGGAGGCUUCAGCAACAGAGGAUGGCUAUGUUUUUUGGCAACUCUAAAGAAGAGACUGUUGUUGUGGAGAGGCCACAGCCGCUUCUUUACCGGAAUCUCGAGAUCGUUAACUCAUCGCCGUCGCCGACAACUAAGAAAGGAGAGAAUCAGACAGAGUGGUACUUUGGUAAUAAUAACGACAACGAAAGGGUGAUUAAUAACAAUGAAAAUAAUAACACAGGAGGAAGCGAUCAAUGGAACAAUGGACUUCAAGCUUGGACUGAUGUUAAUCAUUAUAAUUAAUGCUUUGCCAUGAUUCUUGGUAAGUUUAAGAUAAACUAUAUUUAUAUGAUCAAGAUUUAAAACUAUGUGUGUUUGUGAUGUCACUUCCAAAAAUAUUUAUGUUUAUAGUUUUGUUUUAUUUGGGUGUUCUUUGUAGUAAGCUUUUGUUGUUGUUGUUUGGGUUACUAUUGUUGUAUUAUAAGUUUCAAUUUGUAAACAAAACCAAAAUUCAAGAAUUGAUAGAUAUAUACUGUAUUAGAUUCUCUAA